Messenger RNA from Microcebus murinus (gray mouse lemur), 3452 nucleotides. It is a transcript of the gene TRAM1L1, whose product is annotated as translocation associated membrane protein 1 like 1. The record is from RefSeq and is a predicted model, not a curated record. Gene Ontology annotation, biological process: protein insertion into ER membrane; SRP-dependent cotranslational protein targeting to membrane, translocation. Gene Ontology annotation, cellular component: endoplasmic reticulum membrane. Lineage: Eukaryota; Metazoa; Chordata; Mammalia; Primates; Cheirogaleidae.
GGGCGGCGGCGGCUCGCCGGUGAGUGUCGGGAAGCGCCGCCAUGGGGUUCCGCAAGAAAAGCAGCCGGAACCCCCCGGUGCUGAGCCACGAGUUCAUCCUGCAGAAUCACGCGGACCUGGUGUCCUGCGUGGGCAUGUUCUUCGUGCUGGGGCUGAUGUUCGAGGGCACGGCGGAGGCGUCCAUCGUCUUCCUCACGCUGCAGCACGGCGUCGCCGUCCCCGCCGCGGGCGAGCACGCCGCGGCCGCCGGGUCCCUGUACCGCUACGGCGCCAAAGACCUGGCCACGAUUUUCUUCUACAUGCUGGUGGCGAUCAUCCUGCACGCCACCAUCCAGGAGUACGUGCUGGACAGGAUCAACCGGAGGAUGCAGUUCACCAAGGCGAGGCAGAGCAAGUUCAACGCGUCCGGCCAGUUCGGCGUGUUCUACCUGGUGUCGUGCGUGUGGGGCGCGCUCGUGCUGGUCUCCGAGAACUGCCUGGCGGAGCCCGCGCUCCUGUGGAGGGCGCCGCCGCCCGGCGUGAUGACCUUCCACAUGAAGUUCUUCUACAUCUCGCAGCUGGCCUACUGGUUCCACGCGUUCCCCGAGCUCUACUUCCAGAAAACCAAAAAGCAGGACGUCCCCGGGCAGCUCGUGUACAUCGGCCUCCACCUGUUCCACAUCACGGCCGCUUACCUGCUGUACCUGAACCACCUGGGGCUCCUGCUGCUGGUGCUGCACUACUUCGUGGAGUUGCUUUCCCACAUGUGCGGCCUGCUCCACUUCAGCGACGAGGAGUACCAGAAGGGGGUCUCUCUGUGGGCCGUGGUGUUUAUCUUGGGUAGACUCCUGACUCUGAUCGUCUCGGUCCUCACCGUCGGGGUUCACCUGGCUGGAUCCCACAGUCGGAACCCGGAUUCCGGGACUGGAAACGUCAACGUGUUGGCAGCUAAAAUCGCUGUGUUGUCCUCCAGUUGCACGAUCCAGGCAUACAUAACGUGGAACCUAAUCACUCUUUGGUUUCAGAGGUGGAUAGAGGAUUCUAAUCUUCAGGCCUUAUUUAUGAAGAAGAAACGGUCCAUAACUAAAGGCAAGGCUUCUAAAAAAGGGACAGAAAAUGGAGUGGAAACUUCGCAUAGAGUAGACUCUGCCCCAAAGAGGAAAGAGAAAUCCUCCUAAUGAAUUAUAUAAGCUCACUGAGUCAUGCCUCCAAAGGAAUCUGCUCUUCACCAUAAGAUUUCGUUUUGCACUAGAGAUUUUUCUGUUCUUGAAAAUCGUUUGUGCUCUUUUGAGUUUUGCUAUUGUAUCGUUUAAUGUAUUUUUUAAAAGACAUUUCAGGGGAGGGUGAUGAUUAUGACCAGGGGGAAAUAAAAACAUUUUGGUUAAGACUAAGCUACUCAUCUAAGCAGUGUUGAAGUAGUUUAGGGAUCACCUCCAUAUUUUGUUUGAAUUUUUUAAACUUUGAAUCAAUUUUCCUAAUGAUUUACCAGAGGUAACUAUAAGAUUUUCUCUAUCAGUGAUACAAUUUCUUGCUCCCACCAAUCAAGGUCAUGUUUUUAAUGUUCUCUUUCAGGGUAAAAUGGAAACGCUACAAUGGUGGAAGUCCAAUCAGUAUUCUCUAAUUGUUAUAAUUUUUUUUGUAAGAGUUUAUGUUUGAGAAAAAGAUUUGUAAAACCAACAAAAUAAUCAUGUGCUUUAUUUUAUAUGUAUUGAUUGUUAGUGCUACAUCCCCGUUUUACAAAAACAUAGUACUAAUGGGAAACAUAGAAAUGUAUUGCCAUAUAUGUCAAAUCAAAAUAUUUUUAAUUUGUAUAAAAGUAUUACUGAAGAGGUAAAAACCAUUCCUGUCCAUUCUAAACACUUGUAAAUGGGAAUUCAUAAAAUUAAAUAUUACUUUGAAAAGGAAAUCAGACUUAGUCUUUUUUAUAUGUUUAUUAACAGUGAUUCAUAAUGAGGCUUUAUAAGAUCAGUAGCCACAGCAUAUUAGAAAAUACUGUUUAAUCUGUAAGCCAUUUUGAAAAUGAUGCUUAAUUUAUAUGUAUAAAAAGAAUGUUAGCUAAUUGCAUUUGGAAAAUAUUUAAAGCACUAACAUUAAAUAAUUUGAAAAUUAGGUAAAUAACCUUAUGAAGGCUUUUGAAAAAUAAUUUUAUAAUUAUUGUUUUUCUCCUGUCUUUAAUUGGGAAAAAUUUAUCUGUAUAAAACAUAUUUUGGAAAUUAUUUAUAUACAUGUAUAUGUAUAUAAUUUGUAUCUUAUAGAAGCUAGUAGACAUAGGCAGUAGUGUGUAUCUAUAUUUAUCUCCUCUCUGUCCUCACUUUGAUUUCUUUCUGUAAUGUGAGUGUUUAUAUUUUUUUCAAGGAGACCAUACUUUAAAAAUAUGCUGGGGGAAGACAUUCCUAUUGCUCUAUAUUUUCUCCUACUAUGUCUCUCAUCUCUCUGUUUUUGAUAGCCUUCUCUUUAGUUUUGUUUAAGUAAUUUAAUUUUUCCAUGAAGAUCUCUGAAAAAUUAAAUUUAAUAUACUUGUAUCACAGACCACAGGCAGGGGAGCAACUUUUGGCAAAACAUUCUUUGCUAUUCUGUCUGCUUUCAGAGGCAAGUAUCAAAGCAGCGUUUCUUCUUCUUUGGCUAUGGAAUCCGUCAUCCUACCUAUUUUUUUUCCUCAGUUACCUAAUACUCUAGUGUGGGUAGCACAUGUUAUGAGGUCCAAAAUAAAAUAACUCACAUUGUAGCCAACUGUUGUGUCAGUGUAAAAAAAGAAAAAAAAUCAACUUAUUACAAUGACAGAGUGUUUCUCACUUCCCUUACUUUUAAAGAAUUCUACCCUGUUAUCUGUAACCCCACUCCUAGUAACAAAUAUUAUUUAUAUAUUUCAUUUUCAAAUAUGUGCAGAUCUGAAUCAAACCGGCAAAAGAUUUCAGGAAAAUUAUUGUCUUGCAUGACUGACAAUGGCGAGAGUUGAAUCGGGCUUGGUGGUGGAUAUGAUUAGGGCCGAGACUGAUUUCCCUGGGGGAUUUUCUUGGCUCUAGCUCCUCAGGUUGACUUUCUGCACGGCGGCAAAUGACCACAGCUAGUCUAGGUUUCAUUGCCACAGCACUGUGUGGUGGAGAGGAAGAGAAAAAUCCUGAUUUCUGAAAUUCCCAGUACAUUGGAAAUUAUCUUUAAUGAACUCAUUUGGCAUAGGGGGAUACUGAACUGAUGAGUUUGUUAGGUUAUAUGCUUCACCUGUGUGAUAAGGCAAAGCCUCUUUCUUGUAAAACAUGAGCCCAUAAGAGGUAGUACGGUAACUGAAAAGAAAAAAGGGGAAGGAUGUCAGGUACAUCUCAACUAUGCAUAAUAGAACUCAAAUACUGCUAGAAAGUAAAUGUAUGCCAAAUAAAGCAAUAUCACAAAUGACAUUCAGCUUAAUAUAUAUUGAGUGUCUUUUUUUAAAAAAAAUUACAUCCUCAAAAAACCUAUCUCAAUAUUAUGACAUUGUC